Messenger RNA from Diprion similis, 1454 nucleotides. RefSeq lists its product as uncharacterized. The transcript has a single exon. Gene Ontology annotation, cellular component: SCF ubiquitin ligase complex. The record is from RefSeq and is a predicted model, not a curated record. NCBI's taxonomy places the organism in Eukaryota, Metazoa, Arthropoda, Insecta, Hymenoptera, Diprionidae. Gene Ontology annotation, biological process: SCF-dependent proteasomal ubiquitin-dependent protein catabolic process. Bases 12 to 1454 code for a protein of 480 amino acids.
CAUUCGCGAAGAUGCCAAAGGUACGACAGCCGACCGCAUUGCAGAAGAUGGCGCUGGAGUCCAUCUUUGAAUACGUUUUCCUCUGCUGCGAUCGAAUCAGCGUCAAAGGCUCCCUGGACGAGCUGAAUCAGGUCAUUUCGGCCAUCAAGAAGGAUGUGAUCAGUCGUAUACCCUGGUUCUCGGUGGCGGACUUUUUGGCCAGGUUCCUGGAGCGGUUCUUUUCCUGUUCACGUCCGCCGAUGCACCUAAAAGCCGCUCUGGAAAUCGUCAUGGACAUAGAAGUAGUCGGUCUGCGAUGCAGAGGGCCGAUCCUGGCCUACCUGGACCCUCAAGAUAGUCGGCGUCUACGGAGACUGGUGGAACUGGAUCUGCACCGCUUUUCAUGCGGAGUUCCCACGAGCGUAUACAACGUUAUGAUAAACUUGAACAUGAACAAUUUCUACUUGAACGAUCUGACGAGUUUCGCGUUCAACGCGGAAUGCACCGACCUUCAUCUCAGCGUGAUCGCCCGGAAUUGCCCCCAACUGCAAGAGGUCAGAGUUCCGAAUUCACAGGAGGUCACGGACCAAGGGCUUGCUACCCUCGAACAGUGCUCUGACCUUCGCUACGUCGACGUUCGCGGAUGCGGAAUAACGCACAGCGGCAUAAACCGCAUGCUGUCGGUGCAGAAGAAGCUGGAAAAGUUCACCCAAGAUUCUUUGGCUACGUGGUCCUGCUUGGACUUGGCAGUGUGUCCCUGGAUCCGUUAUAUCGCUUUCCAUCCCGUUGAAUUUUCGUAUAAGGACCUUCGCAAGAUCGUUACGAAGUUUCCUAAUAUCUCCUAUUUUGAAAUGCGAACCAAUAUCCCGAUAAAUGUGUCCAGUCUUAAGUCCCUUAACAAACUUACUGGACUUGACCUCGAUUUUCCGUUUAAUGACCGUAGGGUCCGUCUCAACUCGAUCUGGGCAGGCAUAAAAGACCUUUUGAAGUUUGUUGGGACUAAUCUGACUACUCUGAAACUCGGCUCAUGGGAUUGCGAGUUUCUUGAUUUCAUAAAUAAAUUAGGGCAGGACGACGUUGAUUUCAUAUUCAAUUCAUGCCCCAAUUUAGAAAGCUUGAAGUUUGAUCACGUAGAAGGGCUUAUCGUUAUUCCGUCUUUUCAAAAGUUGAAAGUAUUGAUGCCGUGUGUAAUCUCUGAGGAUAAUCGUACCGAAAAUCCUACCCGUUAUUCUGACGAAGAAUAUUUUGGAAUGUCUUACCACCCGACGAUAGAGUUCGACAAGUUGCCGAACCUUGAGACUCUCUCGCUUUACAAUUAUAGGGUCAGUGUUCGGACAAUCGAAUCGAUAAUGCUGGAUAAUGACAAAUUUCCAAAAUUGUCCGUUAUCAAAAAUAUCAGCAUGAAGGACGAAGAUUUGGAAGAAAUUCGACGGAUUGCCAGAAUGAAUAAUUUGGAAUUCGAGAUUGAAAAGUAG